UGUCAAGAGUAUCUAGCCACUUCAAUCGACUGCGAUCAGAUUGGAUUCUUCGGAGCCAAAGUGAACAAAUGCGGCUUCUGCACCGGUGGCAACACAGGACUCGAAGACGAUUUCGGCAAGGAUUGCAAAGGCCUUUGCGGCGGGAUGGCGUCCCUUGAUUGCAUGGGCGUCUGUGGAGGAUCCGCCUACCUAGAUCCAUGUUCUUCCGAAUGCAUCGAGAAGGAUGCGGUUCGUACCAUUGAAUCACAAGUCGCUUCCAGAGAUUGUACGGGAGGCUGUCUGGAGCUCGGACCGAAGGCUCCACCUCCUCAAUUCGUGAACGAUUCAUGCGGGGUCUGUCUCAAAGCGGGGGGAAGUAGCAAGGAUUCCGCCUUCAAAGAUUGUACAGCUACGUGCUACCUGCCGUCUGAAAAGGCGAAAAUGGCCGAGCAAAAAUGUGGUCAAUGUAUUGGCGGGAGCUCACCGAAUAAACGCAGCGAUUUCGUUGAUGGUUGUGGAAACUGCAAGAGCGCGAAGAGCGUCUGCGAAUGUGAAAACGGACUGCUCAAAGAUAUAUGCGGAGUCUGUGGAGGGAAAGCUGGAUCUUGCCUCAAAGUCACCGAAAUCAAGCCGAUCGCCGCACCGGCGGACAAAGCGCUCGAAAUGACUAUGUACGGGGCUUUCAGUGGAGAAGCCCCGUCGGAAAUGGUGUGCGUGUUCCGUAACGCGAGCGAUCCAGACGCUCACGUCGUCGGCUCACCGUCCCCAGGAGUAGGCAACGGUCACCUGACUCCUGUGAAUGGGAAAGUGUCUUUCAUGUGCAAAGUCAAGGGUCUCCCUGAGGGCGAAUACUUCGUCAAUCCACGACUCUCUCGGCUCGGAAAAGAGGAACACCGUAACCUCACCCUACAUGUAUUCGACUCGAGCAUUGGUUAUGCCAAAAUGGAGCCUACCAGCGCUCCUUACCGCAGAAUCGAGAACAAGGAUGCGUCCAGCAUUCGACUGAGAUUCUCUGGCGGAAACGUGCCAAAGUAUCCCCUCUAUUGUCGGAUCAUGAGCGCAGACAACCCGAAGCAGAAAGUCGUCGUGUAUCCGUCUGGAAGCGCUCAUCUCCUCAACGAAUGCGACAUUCCUCUCCCUAGUCAGAGCGAAAACUACAUCGUCUUUCCAUCGCUGGACGGUCUCAACCCGAUGAGCACUAAUUUCACUUUCUCAUUCUACGCGACCCGCCCGCUGAUAAAGCAGUCGUACAUGCACUCAGACGGGAGCGCCGCCAUAGUGAUCUUCGACCGAGAAGUGAACAUCGCGCCUCUCGCGAGCUGCGAGGAUAUAUUAACAGCAGAGACCCUAAAAGCCUUGGGCGGAUCGGAUUACCUCAGAUGCCGAUGGGCGACUAAGCAUCAAUUGGUCGUAUUCCUACCCAAGAGAGAAAAGAACUCCGUUCGAUUAAUUCUACAGUCGAGCAAUUUCACGGAAGACGGCCAAAAGGUCGUUCAAGACAUCGGAGAUGACUUGAAAACUGAAGCAAAGGCCACCGAAGUGAAAGACUCUCCGAUUUACGUCGCCAUUACCGGACCGGACGUGAUACCGUAUUGCGGGGAUUUCGAACUCUUCGCCCAUUAUUCCUGGGCGAACGGGGUCCCCGAGGCCUUCCAAUGGUCGGCGACGAGAAACGAUUCCCUGAAAAUCAACGACAAAGAUCCUCUGGGAGCGGUGCUAAAGAAGACAACAUCCUCUACUCUGAGUCUCCAGUCGGAACUAUUCGACUUUGACAUCGAGUACACAUUCACGCUGAAGGUUGGCCAAGGCAAGACCGCGGGCGAGGCUGUUCACCAAUUGAUUCGCCAUGAGAAUCCCGGGCCGAUGGUUCUCCUAUAUAGCACAACAAUGUUGCAGCUGGAACCGGUGACUGUCUCGCAAUCCGACAUCGUCAUCUAUGUGGAGACAAUCAUCCCCGAUCCCGAGCGCUGUCCGAACGACACAUUCCACGAGAUCAAGUACAGUUGGCGUGUGGAUCGGCCCGAUGUCAAGCUCGAUCCAUGCAGCUUGGACAGCGGCACCGUUUACCGCGUUCAGCCAUUCACCUUACCACCGAACGCCAACGUGACCUUCACAAUCCGAGCGUACAUGUACGAGAUUCGAAACAACGGCGCCGAGGCUGUACAUCUCAUUGAUCACUAUUCGGAAUCUAGCGUGACUCUUGCGGUAGCGCCGACGAAAUUAAAAGCCAUUCUGAGAGGUACACCCGUGCGGGAGGUCGGCGACGGGACUUCGAUUAAUCACUACUCGUUAAUCCUGGAUGCUACCCCAUCCCUUCAUUCAUCCAUUCCGGUCACAUAUCUCUGGAGGUGCAUCGACGAGAAGCUACAGCCGUGCUACGAUUUCGGAUUACGAGCCAAUCGAUCUCUACUCGUAAAUCCCGUCGAAUUCAACGGUCCAGUACUGAACAUCAGCACUGAGAGUAUUCAGCCGCAGAAGACUCUGAACUUUUCGGUCACCCUGUACCGAGCGAACAAUGGGAGCGCUACUGAACCGUCGACAGCCUCCGUUAUUGUCAACACGCUCGCCUAUACCGCUCCUAUGGUCUGGCUUCAUGAGAUCCGCGUACGCGACAGCGCAAUCUACGAUUUCGAUGAAGCAUCCGAAUCGUUUAUUGUACCCGCCGGGCAACCGGUGGUACUGCACGUAAAAUUCCGUUUCGUGCAUCAGAACAGAGUGCAAACCCAUUGGGACGUUGACGGUUUCCCGACAAAUCACGGAGCCAUCGGGUCACGCUCCAGCCACGAAGGGGACUCGUUCCUGUCGCUUCCUGAAGGGUCCUUGGUCGCCCACGGCCGAUACAAGGUCGGCAUGCGAGUCUGCGAGGGCAAACAACAUUGCACGCAAAUGAAGAUUAAUCUUUUCGCGAAACCCGGCGUCGCGCUCUGCCGCCUGACAAUACCGUCAUUUGAAGAAAUCCUCGAGGUCUACAACCGCACGGAAGUUCUCGUAUCGGGCUGCUCGAUACCCUUAGGAAUCCACCCGCUCACAUACCAACUGCUCGUGGAGAGGGAGAACAACACCUGGAUCCCGGUUUCGACCGUACAACACUCCCCAUUGAUCCCGUUUUACGUUCCCCUGCCCAUCGAUAAUGGAACCACGUUGGCUGUCUCGGUGUGCGACCGUUUUGAGCAAUGCUCGUACUUCUACAAUAAGUCUAUUCCGACCAUCGAGACUUUCAACGAAACUUAUAGUCGUCAGGAGAUGACGUCUCACAUUGGACGAUUGAUUUCUGCGGAACGACAUUUGGAAGCUGCGGCAAUCCUCGUUUCGGUCAGCUUGGGUCGCGGAGAGUUGAACGAGUCCGCGCUCACUCCCGAAGAGAAAAAAGAAUUCUUCGAGACGAACGAUCAACUAUUGACAUCCGUCUUCGUGAGCACCAGCAAGAAGGACCUCUCGCCCGGGGAGAUCAACCUCAUGUACGAGUGCAUGAAACUCGUGAUGCGAGGAGGGACCGUGGAUCACAAAGCCGGAGCGAUUGAAGCCACUGGUGCAAUAACCGAUCAAGUUCUGUACAAUAAGAUCGAAGUCACGCUGACUGCGAUGGAAGAAGCUUACAAGGCAGUGCGCUUCUGCGGUCAGAAGCACAAGACUGAUCCGCAGAUCAAAAGAAACGUGGAGUACGCACAAAAAAUUAUCGAGACCGUUAUCGCCUCGCGGCUCCCGAAGGGUCAAACGGUCAGGAUUGUCUCUGAUAUCACGACGGUCAUCCAACACCGAUUCACCACGAGAGAGCCGAUCGUUUUCGCGGGGACAGCUCCCGUCAAUUCCACGAGACAAGGGGUUCCCGAUGCUAUAAUUCAUUUCAAGAAGAAUAUCAACGGACUAUUCAAUUAUUGGAACUGUGCGAGUGGAUCGGAGAAGAAGAUGUGUAAUGCAGUUGUUGUUGUUGUCAGCGUUUAUCCCUACAAUCCUUUCUCGGACAACACGCGAGGCACCAUGAUCUCUCCCGUGGCCACGAUAACGUUCCGAAAGCCCGACACAGGCGAGGAACACAAGGUCUCGGGUCUGAAAGACUCGAUUUUGAUUCAUUUCCGUCAAACGGGUAAUUUCACCAAAACGGCUGGCUACAUCUCAUCGUGUUAUAAGUGGCACGAGCGCAACGAGGAAUGGGACUCAGAUCAAGUCAAACUCCUCGGCACUGCCGGUAAUGUGAUUCAGUGCGCUACAGAGGGUUCCGGAUCCUAUAUAGUCUUCAACGAGAAGGAAGGUUUGUCGACGGCGGCCAUCGCCGGCAUUGUGGUCGCCUGUAUGAUGUCGGUGUUCAUCGUAGCCGCCGUCAUGAUGUUCAUGAUGCACAAAAAGCAAGCCCAAGAGGCCGCUAUGAAAAUCGCGCGUCAAAAUGGCAAGCAUAAAGCCAACGCGGUCGCUCCUACAUUCUGA
Galendromus occidentalis (western predatory mite) is the source of this 4401-nucleotide messenger RNA. RefSeq lists its product as uncharacterized. The record is from RefSeq and is a predicted model, not a curated record. The coding region runs from base 145 to 4401 and encodes 1418 amino acids. Lineage: Eukaryota; Metazoa; Arthropoda; Arachnida; Mesostigmata; Phytoseiidae. The transcript is spliced from 23 exons.